Stylonychia lemnae is the source of this 1683-nucleotide messenger RNA. NCBI's taxonomy places the organism in Eukaryota, Ciliophora, Spirotrichea, Sporadotrichida, Oxytrichidae. The record is from the annotation of a GenBank genome assembly.
AUGCACUUCCAAUCAAAUUCCAAUCAGCUUCGAUGCCUAGAGAAGCAGAUGGUGUAAAUAGAUUCACAGCCUAUAGAUGUUAGCUACAUACAGAUGAUAGAUCCAUUCAUGGAAACAAAAUAAAUAGUUGGUGAAUUAAGGUUCUAAAUUAAUGAGAUAGAGAAAUUUUAAAUUGAGCUAAACAUUAAUAUUAACGAUGUUCAAAGUUAUUAACUCAGAUUAUACUGCAUGCUAUGGAAUUAAAAUCGCCAGAGAUUUGAGAUUAAAUGGCCAAGAAAACAAAUCAAAUUGAAAAUUGAUGAUUAAUUACAAUAUGUUAGAGCUGAGGGCUUGCCUGUUCAGUACAGUUUAGAUAAAAAGGGCACUAAUGGUAUAUAACCUAUUUUCACUUGCUAAAGUAUACUAAUUGACUUAGAGGUGAUAGAAAAAGAUUUGAAAUCAACAUGUUAAAAAAUAACCCUUUUCACUGAUUUGAGAUUAGAUAAUAAACUUUAUGAGUUUCUCAAACUUAACUCGAGUUUGACAAGACAUGAUAAAAUAUUAUAUAGUUUGAAAGACUAGCAUGUAAUUAUCACUAAAUUUAGUUAAAACCAUUACGAUUAAUUGAAGUCUAGUAAAACUCGAAAAAAGUGCCCUGAUAUUCUAACUAAUAUUAGCAAUUAGCUGAGAGAUGCAGCAAAUUAAGACAGGAGUAUGAUGAUAACAAAAAUGUUUAAUGAAAGUAAGAAAGAAUAAAUUGUAUAGAUAAUAAAAGGAUGCAAAGAGGACAGAAGCUUUAUGAGGUCACUAGAGCUGGGUCAUUAGGAAGAGUUAGCAAACCUAUUUGAAGAGAUAUCAAAGCUUGAGUUGAGUCAAUAUAUAGAUUUCUUAAAUAGUAUUUAUGAUACUACUUUAGAGCUAAUACCACUUGACGUUCCAAUUUAAAAGACUAAAGAUGGACCUACCAAGGAACCACUGUUAGAAAGAUGUAAGGAGUUGUACAAAUAUUACAAGAUAGUAUUCAUUCCUCUAAUGUUCUGGUCAUAGAUAUCAGAGCGAAAUGUGAUUAAGGCUCUAAACUCACUGAAAUUCAUUCAUAAGAUUUCCAAAUCACUUCCUCAUCCAAUACUUAUGGCUUCAACCUACUUUAUAUAUAAGUUUGUUCACAAGAAGGAUAUAAUAUUUGAGUUCGUGUAUGGCAAACUGUUUGGCUAUCACAUCAAGCAAGCCAAUUAUGUCGAGUAAAGUCUGAGAUUCACAUAAUUCAUAGAGAAUAUGCUCUCAGACUUUCCGCAUUUACAUCUGCCAACUGUUACUUUUCAGACUAAAGCUGAGUAAUCUUCAUAUUAUAAGAGACUGACCAGCUUUUAUAUCGGUUUCUUCAGUUGGUUCAAUAUAGUCUUUAUAGCUAACAAGUUCAGAUAGGUCUUUGCUCCUCCGAAUAAACUAGACAUUGCCACACUUGAAGAAAAAGCUUGCUUAAACCUAUUUGUUAAGCAAGUGCUAUUUAGAAUAAUCAAAGGACUUAAGUUGAGUUUAAGUGAAGUGUAAAAGUUUUACGAGAUUUGGGAUACUUUCGGGGCUAUAUUAAAGAUGAAUAAAGGAUAUAAGUAUGGAGAGGUUGGAGAUCAAGUAGCUAGAUUCAAGCAAAUGCUUAGUUUAAAGAGAUAACAGGAGAUUGUUAAAAGUGCAAAAGUCAAGUGA